UGGAAAACAACAAAUAACUUGGAGUUAUCAAAUGGACAAAGACACAUCGUUUCCACUCGCGCAUGGCCCGUGAAACCAAAGGUCAACGAAACUCCCCAUGAGAGAGAGAAAGAAACCUCAGGGGGGAGAUUGAGAGAGAGAGACUUCGUCAACCAGCUGACGUUGGAGUCUCUUGCUCUCGUCUUUGGGUGGUUCUGCGAUUAAGAUCCCUCUCUCUUGCGAUAAGGUUUACUGGGUUUCUUCAGUAUAAGGUGAGUGUUUGUUAGAUCAUGUCACUCGAUAUUGGUCUCUCUUGAUUUUAUUGGAGUAUUCGCAUCUUGGGCUUUUUUUUUUUGGUGUUAAUACAUUGUCUGCCAUGAUAAAAUGAUUAUCUAUCCUGUUUUUUAGGGAGUGAUUGAGGCCUCCUCGGAGUUAUCGUAAACUUUUUAUGGUUGUAGAAAUUACAUGACCAAUGAACUCUGGAAUAAAGGUAUGGGGCAGUUGGGUAGUUGCAGAGUUGAGCUGCUGAUAUGAUUGUGCAAUUGGUUUUGAUUCAUGAACUUGGGCUGUCUUAAAUGUUCAUGGAAGUGGAUUUUUGGUGAAUUAAGAUUGUAGGAGAAGUUUUUCUUGAAACAAUUUGAUGGAAUCAAGUUUAUAGCUCCAAACUUUAAUGGGAAAACUUUUGUCUUUGGUCGUUUGAAGUAUGUUCAGAUCUCAGCAAUGGUUGGAAAUUGUUACAAGGACUGCUUUAUGCUUGGAAAGUGGAUGGAGCUGUUUCUAGGAUUGGAAAUUCUUGUCAGGAUUUGUAUUGAGCUUCAUUCUUAUCAAGCAAAACUGAUCUUGUGGUUCCGGAAUAUCCAUUGCACCAAUUUUUGCUCAAUCUCAAGGGAGGAGAGGAUAUGGGAGAAUGUGUGUUUCUCAUUGUGGCCUUCAACCAAGAGAGAGGAUGUCAGUAAUUUGAUCAAUUCUCUCGGUGGGUUCCGAAAGUUUUACGCUGAUUGCUUUCCUCUCAUUGUCAACAAGGACGUUCCAGUCAUUCAGUGGGAUUCUGAUCUCGAAUUCGAAUUCGAUUGGUCGGAGGCUGACUACUAUGGUGACUAUGAUGAUUACGGCACGGUCUCCCCUUCUGAUUUCGUUUCUAUUGUAGAUGUGAGGUACAAAGAUAAAGCACUUUAUUCAAAGGUUAUAUGGGGUAUCCCUGAUUCUGAUGAUUUCCAUGGUUGGUUCUACAAUUGCCCAUUCAGAAUUGAUCUCAUUGGCUACUCAAAUGAAGAUGAUAACCAUGAAGGUGAGAUCACCCUCUCCGUCGCCGAUGGGCUCCCACCAAUUGCAUCCAUAGAGAGAGAGAGGAAAGAUGGGAAGCUUUGGAAGGAGCUUCGUGAUGGGAUCCGGCUAAGUUGGAUCAUUGUCAAUAAAAAAAUGAAACAGGCUGCUAACCUUGCUAGCUGGACCCCUCUUGGAGGGCAGAGGCACUGGCCUACGGAGAAAGAUUUCCUGAUACGUUUUGGAUCCAUACUUCCAGCCAAAGAUAUCCUUCCUUGUCAAGUUGUAGAGUGCAUCCUUGUAUUGAAGUGUAGGGUUGUGACUACUGGAGAGGGGGAGGGGGAGGGUAGUCAGACAACCCUCAAAAUAACUGAGCUAAGCAUGCAGUUAGAAGAUAUGGAAGGUUCCCAUGUGAAUGGAAGGAACAGCUUGCUGGUCCUAGAAAAGGCACUGAGCUGCUGUAGAAGCAAGAAUUAUAGUGAGGUCCUAGAGUCUUGCCAUAGGUAUUCCAAGGCACAGAGUGAGUUGAAGGAGGAAAAGAUAAGAAAUGAGAGCCGGCUUGAUAGAUUAUGUAUCUUGAGUGGAAUUGCUGCUUUUAUCACCUUUUGGUACUGCAUUUUGUAAAGUCAAAUUGGUCUGUUUAAUGAGAUAAUGUUUUUGUUUGCCAAUCUAGGUUUUGCACAUCUUGUUGAUUGGACCGGUAUCGAAGCAUCUAAAAUGAUGUUCUUGUUCAAUAUGUUUUUAGGAUCCCAUUCAAUGAGCAUUGUCAUAUUGGAUUAAUAUAGGUACUUCUGGUCUUGAGAUUU
Amborella trichopoda is the source of this 2048-nucleotide messenger RNA. NCBI's taxonomy places the organism in Eukaryota, Viridiplantae, Streptophyta, Magnoliopsida, Amborellales, Amborellaceae. The record is from RefSeq and is a predicted model, not a curated record.